Molecule: messenger RNA, 954 nt
Organism: Culex pipiens pallens (northern house mosquito)
Lineage: Eukaryota; Metazoa; Arthropoda; Insecta; Diptera; Culicidae
Exons: 2
Coding region: 1-954 (317 amino acids)
Source: RefSeq, a predicted model, not a curated record
AUGGGGAGAUCAACAACCGACCAAAUCUUCACUGUGCGACAAAUCCUCCAAAAGUGUCGCGAGUACCAAGUCCCCACGCACCACCUUUUCAUCGACUUCAAAGCCGCGUACGACUCAGUCGAUCGCGAAGAGCUAUGGAAAAUUAUGGACGAGAACGGUUUUCCCGGGAAGCUGAUCAGACUGAUCAAGAUGACGAUGGAUGGGGCUAGGUGCUGUGUGAAGAUAUCGGGUGCGGAAUCGGACUCGUUCACUUCACUUGGGGGGCUUCGGCAAGGCGAUGGGAUCUCUUGUCUCUGUUUCAAUGUCGUGCUAGAAGGUGUUAUGAGACGAGCGGGCUUCAAUAUGCGGGGCACGAUCUUCAGCAAGUCCAACCAGUUCAUCUGCUUCGCCGACGACAUGGACAUUGUUGGCAGAACGUUCAAGGCGGUUGCGGAUGCGUACACCGACUUGAAGCGGGAAGCAGAGAAGUGUUCCAUCUACAAGUCGCUGAUAAGACCCGUCGUCCUCUACGGGCACGAGACGUGGACAAUGCUCGAAGAGGACUUACGAGCGCUAAGCGUCUUCGAACGUCGAGUGCUAAGGACCAUCUUUGGCGGCGUAUAUGAGAACGACGGAUGGCGGCGGAGAAUGAACCACGAACUUGCACAACUCUACAACGAACCAAGCAUCCGGAAAGUCGCGAAGGCUGGCCGGUUGCAGUGGGCGGGUCAUGUUGCAAGGAUGCCGGAACGAGCCGACCAAUUGAGCCAACGGAACCAGAAGAUCAAUCCUGCAAAGUUGGUGUUUGUGUCGGAGCCGGUAGGAACAAGACGUAGGGGGGUGCAACGUGCGAGGUGGGUGGACCAAGUGGAGAGCGAUUUAGAAAGUGUGGGUGCGCCGCGAAAUUGGAGAAAUGCAGCCAUGGACCGAGCUUGUUGGCGGAGAAUCGUGCAGCAGGCCAAGCUAAUGGUGUAG